This is a messenger RNA of Ipomoea nil (Japanese morning glory), 3091 nucleotides long. RefSeq names its product probable LRR receptor-like serine/threonine-protein kinase At1g07650. The coding region runs from base 24 to 2867 and encodes 947 amino acids. The transcript is spliced from 25 exons. Gene Ontology annotation, molecular function: protein binding; ATP binding; protein kinase activity. Gene Ontology annotation, biological process: protein phosphorylation. The record is from RefSeq and is a predicted model, not a curated record. Lineage: Eukaryota; Viridiplantae; Streptophyta; Magnoliopsida; Solanales; Convolvulaceae.
CAUCCCCAUCCCAGAACUCAACCAUGUUCAUAAUCCUUAUACCAAUUAUACUACUCUCCUUCAAUGCAACAUUCCUUGAAGCACAAAGUGGGCAUCUUCCUCAAGAUGAAUUAAAUGCACUUAAGGAAAUAGCAGAUCAACUGGGGAAGAAGGAUUGGGAUUUUAGACUAAAUCCUUGUGAUAACAACUCCAACUGGUUGACACCACAAGGGAAAGAUAGGCCUUUGUACACUAAUAUUCUCACUUGUGAUUGCACCUUCCUUGGUGGUAUUUGCCAUGUGCAAAGCAUAAAUUUGAAGGGACAGGAUCUGCAGGGUGUCCUUCCUCCUGCCUUGGUGAAGUUACCCUUUCUCAAGAUAAUUGACCUCACCCGCAACUACUUAAGUGGUACAAUUCCCCUUGGAUGGGCUUCUAUGAAAUUGGAACUUAUAUGUGUUAAUGUGAAUCGAUUGUCUGGGCCAAUUCCGAAAUACUUGGGAAUCAUAACAACUCUUGUAUAUUUAAACCUGGAGAACAAUAUGUUCAAAGGAAGUGUUCCACCUGAGCUUGGGAAACUUGUAAACUUACAAAAUCUCAUUCUUAGUGCUAAUUAUCUCACAGGUGAAUUGCCAAAAGAACUUAAUGCCCUCACAAAAUUGAAGGAGUUUAGGCUCAGCAGUAAUAGCUUCACUGGGAAACUGCCUAGCUUUCAAACUUUCAAAAAUCUUCAACAAUUAGAGGUCCAAGCAAGUGGUUUUGAAGGGCCGAUACCUGAAAGUAUUUCUGUACUAACAAGCUUGAUAGAACUUAGAAUCAGUGACCUAAACGGAGGUGGUGUCUCCAGAUUUCCUACAUUAAAGUACACGACAAACAUGACAAAGCUGAUGUUGAGGAGGUGUAAUAUUUCUGGGAAAAUACCUGAUAUAGCUCACAUGACAAGCUUGCAACAACUAGAUUUGAGUUUUAAUAAUCUGGAAGGAGGGAUUGAUGGCCUUCAGGGUCUCGAUAAACUGCAGUACAUGUAUCUAAUGAACAACUCGCUUAGUGGACAAAUACCUCAAUGGGUUCUAAAUCGAGAUUCCAGAUAUUACACGGAUCUUUCUUUCAAUACUUUUAAGGAGAACUCGGCGUCGACAACUAUUUGCAACCGGGAAGCCUUAAACUUGUUCAAAAGCUAUAAUGGAGGAGAAAAUGAAAAAAUUGACGAGUGUCUAAAAAAUUGCACGAAAGAUUGGUAUUCAUUUCACAUCAAUUGUGGUGGAGGCAAUGUUGUGAUUGGUGACACUACUUAUGAUGCAGAUCAAGAUUCUACAGGCUUUGCAAAAUUUGUUUCCAAUAGAGAGAACUGGGUAACCAGUAAUACCGGAUAUUUUUGGGAUAAAACCAUAGGACUAUCUGACUAUACAACGACAAAUACAUCUGUCAUCAAGGAAAAAGACUCUCAAAUCUACCAGACAGCUCGCUUGUCCCCUUUAUCCUUGACUUAUUAUGGACGUUGUUUAGCAAAUGGAAACUAUACUGUGAAACUUCAUUUUGCAGAGAUAGUUAUGAGAGAUAAUAGAUCUUUUCAAAGUCUGGGAAGACGCGUAUUUGAUGUUUAUAUACAGGGCGAGAGGAAAUUAAAGGAUUUUAAUAUUGAAACUGAAGCACAAGGAGUUGAUAAAGCCUUGAUUAAACAAUUUCGAGCAGUUGUCAGAGAUAAAACUCUAGAAGUGCGCUUUGAGUAUGCUGGAAAAGGAACAACGUCGUCCCCAAGUAAAGGAACAUAUGGCCCUUUAAUAUCUGCCAUUUCUGUCGAAUCUGAUUUCGAGCCUCCCAAAAAUAUGAAGACUUUAAUUCUCAGUUUAGUUGCAGUAGCUUCUUCUUUAUCUCUUAUUUUCGUAAUUCUCAGUCUAUCUUGGUGGAAGUUCUACAUUAGAAACAAGACCUCACGGGAAAAGGAACUACGAGGCCUUGAUCUACAAACUGGCCUAUUUACCUUCAGACAAAUUAAAGCCGCCACAAACAAUUUUGAUGCUGCAAAUAAGAUUGGGGAAGGUGGUUUUGGGCCUGUCUACAAGGGUACAUUAUUGGAUGGUACAGUUAUUGCUGUGAAACAACUCUCAUCUAAAUCAAGACAAGGAUACCGUGAAUUUUUGAAUGAAAUAGGCAUGAUUUCAUGUUUGCAGCACCCCAACCUUGUGAAACUUUAUGGGUGUUGUGUAGAAAGAAAGCCGUUGCUGCUGGUGUACCAGUACAUGGAAAACAAUAGCCUUGCCAAUGCUCUUUUUGGUCCAGAAGAUCGACAACUGAAAAUAGAUUGGGCUACUAGACAAAGAAUUUGUGUCGGUAUUGCAAAAGGAUUAGCUUUCCUGCAUGAAGAAUCAACAAUAAAAGUUGUUCAUAGAGACAUUAAAACCGCCAAUGUGCUUCUUGACAAGGAACUCAAUCCAAAAAUUUCUGACUUUGGUUUAGCUAAACUUGACGAUGAUGAGAAGUCACACAUCAGUACAAGAGUUGCUGGGACAAUAGGAUACACGGCUCCUGAAUAUGCAUUGUGGGGCUACUUAACAUUCAAAGCUGAUGUCUAUAGUUUCGGAGUGGUGGCGCUAGAAAUUGUUGCUGGGAAGAACAACAUGAAAUUCCGCCCCGAUGACUACGUUUGCCUCCUUGAUUGGGCACUUGUUCUUCAAGAAAAAGGAAACCUAAUGGAGCUAAUAGAUCCAAGAUUGGGUUCCGAUUUUGACAAAGAACAAGCACUCAGAAUGCUCGAAGUAGCUUUGCUAUGUACUAAUUCUUCACCAGUCUUUAGGCCAUCUAUGUCUACCGUUGUUAGCAUGCUUGAAGGCAAUGGUGAUAUUCUCGAGUACAAAUCCGACAUACGUGAAUUAAAUUUCCAAGCCGUGUGAGUUCAUUAUGAAGAAAUGUCAAUAGGCUUAAGUGAUUCUCCCAACAAAGUAGACAUUUGUUCAUAAGCAAAUUAAUUGCGAAAUGUUAAAAAAAUAAAAGAAAUUGUAUUUUAAUGUUGUAUGAAUCAUUAAGAAACUAUGCAAACUAGUUCUAUGAAUCCUGCAUUUGCAAUACUACCAAGUAUCAAGUGCCAAUUAAAAGAAGUAUUUUGUCUUAACUAAAA